This is a messenger RNA of Camellia sinensis, 1056 nucleotides long. Its product is annotated as iron-sulfur assembly protein IscA-like 2, mitochondrial. The record is from RefSeq and is a predicted model, not a curated record. Lineage: Eukaryota; Viridiplantae; Streptophyta; Magnoliopsida; Ericales; Theaceae. Gene Ontology annotation, cellular component: mitochondrion. Gene Ontology annotation, molecular function: iron ion binding; 2 iron, 2 sulfur cluster binding; 4 iron, 4 sulfur cluster binding. Gene Ontology annotation, biological process: iron-sulfur cluster assembly.
GCCCUGAAGACGUAAAACCAACGCCUUUGAGUCCAUUGACUCCAAGGCCGUGUGUGCAUAAGAUGACCUGAACACAAGGUAAUUGAAGGGAGAGCCAUGUCUUCGAGAUCGUUGAUGCGUCGAAUCUCUCCGUUCUUCGCUGCUGGGAUUCGACAGCACCAGAGGCUCCUCAGCUCUUCUUCUUCUUCUUCUUCUGCUGCUGCUGCUGCUGACAUGCCCGAACCUCAAUCCUCGUCUCCAUCUCUGUCUCCAUCUCUUGAUGUCGUUCACAUUACCGACAAUUGUGUCCAGAAAAUGAAAGAGCUGCAAGCUGAUGAAGCCUCAGGAAAGGGAAAAUUGCUACGGUUGAGCAUAGAAGCUGGUGGAUGUUCAGGGUUCCAAUAUACCUUCUCUCUUGAUGACAAAACCAAUGCGGAUGACAGAAUUUUCGAGAGGGAUGGAGUUAAAUUGGUGGUCGAUGAAAUUUCCUUUGACUUUGUAAAAGGUGCAACUGUUGAUUAUGUUGAGGAGUUGAUCCGCUCGGCUUUCCAGGUAUCUACGAAUCCAAGUGCAGUGGGUGGUUGCAGCUGUAAAAGCUCUUUCAUGGUAAAAUAAUAGUUUUGUGGGAUACGAGUACCAAGUACCUGCUCUAUUUAUCAGCACGACAAGGUGAACAUAUCGUCAAACAUUUUGGCUGCAAUGGAGCACGCGUCUAGAUAGUCUGUUAAUAUUGCAAAAAUUUUGAUCUUAGUUUCAAUUAGGGAUAGUUUGGGAUGUUGCUAUUGAGUGUGGCAUAAUACAUCUAACCAAUUUUCCCCUUGGUACAGACUACAAUCCCUUGUGUUAAUUGGCUGUCUACUGUAUUGUUGAUUGUGCUAAAUUUUUGGUGAGAGAGUCGUAUGGUUGAAGAAUAUCCACUUUUCAGUUAGUUUUUUAUUUGUAAUUUUUUUUUUCCUCUUGGAGAGUUAUUAUCAGAAAAUGAGGGUUUGGAACAUUGUAAUUGAAUUAAAAUAGAUUCUACUGAACUCGUAUAAAAUCAAUUAUUUUUUUGGGAGAUUGGUAACCUCCCUAAGAGCA